GUGUGUAUAUAACAAGAAGAAUAAUAACUCCAGCUAUCUCCCAUUUUGUAAUCUUCCAUCUCACUUCCUUCCUCCCCCUCUAAUGCUUCACUCCUCUCUCUAACUCUAACCUACUUCUCCAUUUUUCACCACUCUUCUCUAAAACCUUCUAAAUCCCUAUAUCACUUUCUCUCUAUCAUCAUCAGAUCAAAAUCUCAUUUUCUAUAAUGGGUUCUGUCUCAUAUACACACAGUUGAUUCAAAAUACUACAAAAUUUCUACUUAGUACUUUCUUUCAACGAAGUUCUUUGACGAUGGGUAGAGGCCGAGGAAAAGGGAAGAAGCAAUCUGCUAUUGUUGAGGAUCUUGUAAGCGACGAAGAGGAUAAAGUACCAGCUCACAGAAAAAGAGGGAGACCGAUAAAACCAGUCACGGAUGAAAACGAAGAAGUCGUUGAAGUAACUGAAAAGAUAGAGAACGGCGAGGAGAAUGUAAAUGGCAAUGAUUUGAAAACUGGGGUUAUCACUGUGAAUAAAAAGAAAAGGAAAAGGUCUUCACAGGUUAAAGAAAAGAUAGAACCAAUGAAAGAGGAGAACGGCGUCCGAGCAAAGUCUAGCCCUACCGAUUCAGCGAAGUCUACUGGAUUCCGACAAAAUGGAAGCAGGCGUAAAAGCAAGCCUCGCCGCGCCGCAGAAGCUGGCGUAGAUUGCAAGUGAUCAAGGGAUUUUUGGUAAUAGUUUCAUGACCUUGAAAUUGCUGGAGUUUGUUUGAUUUAUAUACGGCUUCUUAUGGCUGCUGCUGCUUAUUAUUAUUGUAACUUUCAUAUGCUUAUUUUAGUUUUGAGGCUUCAUAGUAGGGACUAUUGCUGAAAAAAACUAUUAAAAUUUUGUAGAUAUUCUUUUAUCAUGAUGAGUUUGAUUUCCUCUUGCUUUCACAAAUCUCUGAAGGCACAUUUGUUU
Molecule: messenger RNA, 937 nt
Organism: Vicia villosa (hairy vetch)
Lineage: Eukaryota; Viridiplantae; Streptophyta; Magnoliopsida; Fabales; Fabaceae
Exons: 2
Coding region: 293-694 (133 amino acids)
Source: RefSeq, a predicted model, not a curated record